UGCAAGAGUAAAGCAAUUACAUCGACCCUGGAUAAAUUUUUGCCGUUCGUUCAUGGUUGGCAGCAGUGAUCGAGGCUGUGCGACGCAGAAAGUCUCCUUACCGUUUACAAAAGAAAUGACUGUUCACAGCAAAGAAUCCAUCGUCCACCCGAUAAGAACCAAAUCGGUUGGUACCUCUGCGAUCGCGUCUGACAUCAAGGUCCGAACCAAGGAGCGCGCCCAGGGACAUCCACAUCCAUAUCUCCAUGGCAACUUUUACCCAGUCUUUGAAGAGACAGUUGGAGACGAGGGUAUCGGGUGCGAGGUCAUUGGUGUCAUUCCCGAGUCUCUGAGAGGGUCACAGUAUAUCCGUACAGGACCCAACUCGCUGAAUGUGCCCAAAGACGGUGCUCCCCACCAUUUCUUCAGCGGUGAAGGAAUGCUCCACGGCGUGUACUUUGAACCGGGCACUGGCGACGAGACUGAGCCAAUUCGUGCACGCUACAUGAACCGAUAUGUCCGAAGCGAGGUCUUCCAGAAGGCCAAUGCACACGGUCAAAUGGGCACGUCUCUUGGGCGCCUCAUGACUAGUGCAAAUGGAGCUUGGAGUAUAAUCUUCAGCUUGAUUUGGUACCGCAUCAAGAGCGCUUUUUACGGCUUGAAGGGCCAUGGAAAUGGAAACACGGCCCUAGCGUUCUUCAAGUCAAGGCUCCUAGCACUCCAGGAGGCAGGAAAACCGAUGGAGACCAGUGUCCCCAGUCUGAACACGACGGGCGAGUAUUACUUUGAGGAGGAUGAUAUUGGCGAGAGUGAGCGCAACAAGAAACAGGGCCCCACAAGUGAGAUAUGCACGGCGCACCCUAAGGUCGAUCCAAAAACGGGGGAGCUUAUAUUUUUUUCAUGGAGAAUGUCGCACCCGUUUAUGUACUACUCGGUCAUAUCCGCUGAAGGGAAGCGACUCGUGUGGGAGGAGCCCAUUCCUGGCUUGAAAAAGUCUGCCAUGAUGCACGACUUCGCCACCACUCCUUCAUACUCUGUUAUUAUGAACGUGCCAUAUUUCAUUGACGCACCAAAGCACAUGAAGGAGGGCAAACCUAUCAUCGCCUUCGACCCGAGCUCGCCCUCGCACUUCGGCAUCAUCCCUCGCUACUUUGACUCCUCUAAGGACGAGGUCAUCUGGUUCGAGUCACGCGCAUGCCAUAUUUUCCAUACCGCCAAUGCUUGGGAGGAGAAGGACGCGAACGGCAACGUCGUUGCUGUUUGCAUGACCGCCUGUCGGUCUGAACGCUUCAUUGCAGAUAUCAAUCUCUGGCAACCUACUGGUACCGACGGCUACGGCGGCGGCAAGACUCAAGCAGAGUAUGAGAAACAGUAUAGCCUCCCCGGAUCGGGCGACUAUGCAAAUCAAGAUCCCGAUGCAACCUAUAUGACUCUGAUUCGGUUCGAUCUCAAGACUAGGCAAACACAGCUGACGACACUCUCAACCGUCAGCUCAGAAUUCCCUGUCAUCAACUGGGAUCGAUAUAUGCAGCCUACAUUGCGGUAUGUGUACGGAGCCACCAUCGAAGAGCCUGCGCCAGGUAUCGGGCUCAAGUUCAAUGGGAUCGUCAAGACGGACAUCCAAGCUGCGAUUAAGCGAAAGGAGGAAUUAAUGGAGUCCGGGGAGAUCAAGAAUGUUGGCAGUGAAGGACAGUGGGAGUUGGGUGCGGAGGAGCUGCAGAAGGUUGAGGAGAAGACGGGUGGGAAGUACAGGUUCGGUCCACAUAUCUUUGGCAGCGAGGCAUUGUUUGUGCCCAAUUCCCCCAGCAAAGAUGGCAAAGAGCUAGAUGAGGAUGAUGGUCACUUGCUGGUGUAUGUGUAUGAUGAGCGCCAGAUGGAGGACGGGGUGACCAAGUCCAAGAACCAGGUGACGGAGCUGUGGAUUUUUGAUGCGAAAAAGAUUGGACAGGAGUAUGAGCCAGUGGCGAAGGUUAAGAUCCCGAGACGCGUGCCUUAUGGGUUCCAUGGCCUACAUGUGAGCCGGGAGCAGAUCCAGGCCAAUAAGGAACUGCUCAGUCGUCGCGUUCGGGCGUAGGCCACGCACCGCACAAAGCACAGCCUCUUAUGAUUCUCCUCGAAACGUGACAAC
Molecule: messenger RNA, 2107 nt
Organism: Gamsiella multidivaricata
Lineage: Eukaryota; Fungi; Mortierellomycota; Mortierellomycetes; Mortierellales; Mortierellaceae
Product: carotenoid oxygenase
Exons: 5
Coding region: 53-2053 (666 amino acids)
Biological process (GO): carotene catabolic process
Cellular component (GO): chloroplast stroma
Molecular function (GO): carotenoid dioxygenase activity
Source: RefSeq, a predicted model, not a curated record